AUGAUGGGAGACUUCAACGCAAAACUAUGCACAAGAGAAAGUGGUGAGCUGAAGUUAGGGAAAUUUGGAGUAGGGCAACGGAACCGUAGGGGCCAGCAGCUAGCCGACUUUAUGGUGAAAGAGGGACUCUUUAUGAUGAACUCUUUCUUCCAGAAGCGGCUCCACAGGAAGUGGACCUGGUCGAGUCCCGACGGUACGACAAAAAAUGAGAUUGACUUCAUUAUGACGACCAGACGCCAACUGUUCAGUGAUGUCUCAGUGAUCGCAAGGGUGAAAACUGGAAGUGAUCACCGAAUGGCCAGAGGCACAUUGAACCUAAACGUCAAGUUGGAGAGGUCUCGUCUAAUGAAGUCAACGCUCCGUUCCCCUCGUGCUCUGAUCCAGAAUCCCGAAAGCUUUCACCUCGAGUUACGGAUCCGCUUUCAGUACCUAGAAGAUUGCAGUGCAGUGGACGAUAUGAAUGACAAGCUCGUGGAAACUGUCCAUGCGGUCGGAGCAAAGUUAUGCAAAACCCGCCGCAGAAGAACACAAAGACUCUCCGAUCACACUCUUAAUCCCAUGGCUGUUAGACGGGAGAUGAGGCUACUGCUGUCAACAGAUUUGACAGCUUACAGGCAACUGAAAAUACAGAUCUCCAAAUGCAUGCCGCGAGACUUGAGCAACUUUAAUAAAGCUCGUAUUAAAGAAGCGAUCGAGCGGAUCCAGUAA
Molecule: messenger RNA, 708 nt
Organism: Parnassius apollo (apollo)
Lineage: Eukaryota; Metazoa; Arthropoda; Insecta; Lepidoptera; Papilionidae
Source: the annotation of a GenBank genome assembly